GCUAUUAUUAGUAUCUUUUAAUGUGUAAUUCCGAUCAUCACUCCUCAGACGCAUUACCUUUAAAGAAGAAGUAUUCUACGUUAUUAUUUAUUUCACUUAGACUCCAUCAAUGCGAAGUUUCCUUCCCUUUUUAAGCUCUUCUUCACAUGGUCUCACCGUAUCAUUGAUAUCAACUCUUUCUAAAUGCUCUAAGCGUUAUUUCACGCCCCCAAAGAUUCCUAGUCAGUUUAUUCCACGACAAAUGGUGGCGCUGUCAAUCCGAGAUAGUGAAGAACUCGUGGAGGAGAUCGCUGAGGCCUAUGUUAAUAUGAAUUUGUCCACGCAAGAGGAGUUUCGAAAGGCGGCAACGGAAAAGAUAAUUGGUGGUGAGAAGGGCAAGCAAUUAUUGACAUCAAAGCCUAAUAGCACGUUAGCAGAUGAAAAUACUUAAAAACACGUGUAAAGGUAGCUUUUAGAAUAUUGCUUUAGGUCAUGAUGACUAUUUAGAAUAGCGAUACUAAUUGUUGAAAAUUUCCUCGGGGAGGGUACCAUCCUCUGUGGUGUUUGUGUAAAAUAUUUUUUUGUGUGUGUUUACCAAUACGCAAACUAAGAUGCUCAUACUACAAGUACUGCAUUUGGUAUUUAAAAAAA
Molecule: messenger RNA, 630 nt
Organism: Phytomonas sp. Hart1
Lineage: Eukaryota; Euglenozoa; Kinetoplastea; Trypanosomatida; Trypanosomatidae
Source: the annotation of a GenBank genome assembly